Molecule: messenger RNA, 2200 nt
Organism: Paraphaeosphaeria sporulosa
Lineage: Eukaryota; Fungi; Ascomycota; Dothideomycetes; Pleosporales; Didymosphaeriaceae
Product: HET-domain-containing protein
Exons: 2
Coding region: 191-2200 (669 amino acids)
Source: RefSeq, a predicted model, not a curated record
GAGUACCUACUCUGCAAAAGCGCUGUAGUACUCUGUGACGGGCUACGUCGUCCAAAGUCCGGAUUGUCGGGUUUGACAAUUUCCGCCUGAGUUAGAAGAGACAGCCACGCAUUGUAGAACGCUUACUUCAUCCCGAUGCAACUUGCAGAUCCGACCAAGGCCCUAGUUAUCAAGGGAAGUGCAAGGCAACAUGUUGUGUCACUCGUGUGAGGGCUCUCUCCAGCGACUCGACCUCUCGCUCGCCCAAGAGGUCGAACUUCACGCUGGUUUCGACAGCCUUAUCACGAGCUCCAUAUCAGGAUGUCAAUUUUGCAGGAUGAUAGCAUCCGACUUAUACAGGCAAGAGGUAACGGACAAGAUUAGAGGUGAUUACAGGGUCAUUGCGAACAGCAUCGCGAACAAAGGCUUCAUCGUUGCGUUUCGGCCACCAAUUCCAGUAACUGACGGAAGCAAAUCGGUUGACGUUGAUGUGAAGGUGGUAGUCGAGGAUUUGCGUGUCCCAGCUGGAAUAUCGAAGGUUUUACAAACCUUGGAAUGCUCACAGGACACACACACCGGAUCUCUCAAUGCAUUCAAACUGGCCUCCGCCUGGCUCACCGAAUGCAAUACCUACCACCCCCGCUGCAACAAUUCCAACGCCCUAUCCACACAGCUACCCACACGCGUCAUCGACGUAGGGUCGCUCCAAACCGAUGAAACCACCAUCCGCCUCUUAGAAACCGGCGGCCAGAAGACAGGAAGCUAUGCAGCCCUCAGCCACUGCUGGGGUGGCAGCAGCCAUGUUUGCUCCACGCUCUCCACGCUCCCAAUCUACACGUCCAAAAUCGAGAUGAGCAUCCUCCCUAAAACCUUCGCGGAUGCCGUGCGCGCAACGCAACAGCUGGGUAUCCGCUACUUGUGGAUCGACUCGCUCUGCAUUGUCCAGGACUCUGCAUCAGACUGGGAGACUGAAGCAGCGAAGAUGGGCUCGUACUACACAAGCGCUCUGGUGACCAUCUCAGCCGCGCAUGGAGCGAAUAGCGAUGCAGGCUUGUUCGUCAACCGUGAUGCUCUUUCGAUACAACCGUGUUCAAUUGAGAUCAAGCACGGCGAUCGUCAGCGCCAAGCCUACGCCUACGUGCGCGACACCUCCUUCCAACUCUCACGCUCGAGUCUCGGAGAACUGAGAACGCCGCUCCCGCUGUACACGCGGUCGUGGGUGCUCCAGGAGCAAAUCCUCGCCCCGCGGACACUGACAUACGGCCAUUUUGGCGUCUCCUGGCGGUGCCAGACGAUGCGCUUUGAUGAGCGCGCACCCCUUUCCAUGCCAAUCGAGGAUUUCAUCAAAGACAAACCGGGAGGGUUUGCGACGUUUCGCGGGGACCCAAGAGACGUUGAGACGACGGUGGCGGAGUUACAAAGGAACUGGAUCUUUCCCCGACAAGCGGGAGAUAAACACGGUCUCCAGACGUUCCACAAGCAUGUGCACUGUGAUCCCGCGUCUGACCAUUUUGCACAGGAUUGGGGUCGCCUGGUGCAGAACUACACGUCGCGUGGUAUGACGCGCCAGACCGACAAACUGAUUGCUAUAGCGGGGGUUGCGAGCAUUGCGGCAGCUCUCAAGGCCAUCGAGUACAGCGCCGGAGUAUGGAACGGGUCGCACGACAUGCUCAUCCAAGGACUGUUGUGGUCGGCUUCCAAGCGCGGAGCGCGGCUCUUCGACGUCGCGCCGUCGUGGUCAUGGGCGAGUAUUGAGUGUGAAGUCAAUUGGCCCGGGCAUCUGAGCGUGGCCUUUCGACGGACUGCGAGCGUUCUCUCUUUUGCAUGUUCUGGGACUGCAGCUCGGUGUAAGGGGUCGAUUACUCUUCAAUCUCGGGGUCGCCGUGGCGUCAUAAAUAGCGAUGGAGGGCCUAGGUUGAUCGCGGAUCAGCAGGGCGAUGCGUCGUUGCCUGACACAAUAGCUCCGCAUUGGAAGCAAGGGGUGAUAACGCUGGACGAAAUCAUGCGCAGUCCAACUCCACUACUUUUCUUAGAAGUUGCGACUGGCAAGGUCAAUUACACCAGGACUGAUAGCUUAGUGCACACCUUAGUCCUCGUAUGCGACGAUGAAAGCCCGGGAAAGUAUCGCCGAGUAGGGUUUGCCACAUGGGAUGACAGUUUCUGGGAUAGACCUACCGCCACCGCCAGUCAGCAAAGUCAGAUGCAAGUCACAAUCCAUUAG